Molecule: messenger RNA, 1874 nt
Organism: Urocitellus parryii (Arctic ground squirrel)
Lineage: Eukaryota; Metazoa; Chordata; Mammalia; Rodentia; Sciuridae
Gene: Rem2
Product: RRAD and GEM like GTPase 2
Cellular component (GO): plasma membrane
Molecular function (GO): GTPase activity; calcium channel regulator activity; GTP binding
Source: RefSeq, a predicted model, not a curated record
CACACACGCGCAUGUACACGGACCCUGAUACCGACAUGGACAUGGAUACAGAAAACACAGCACUUUGUCCCUCCGACAGCUGCCAGGCCUCCCCAUCAGGGACACCUACACCAGAAACAGAUGCCACACUUCUGAAGAAACCAGAGAAACUGUUGGCAGGGUUGGACCAGAGUGGGCUACCCCCUGUCCCUGGGGUCCCCAGACGAAGAGGCAGUAUGCCUGUGCCCUACAAGCACCAGCUAUGUAGGGCACAGGCUGUAGAUGAACUUGACUGGCCACCUCAGGCCUCAUCUUCUGGUUCCUCUGACUCCUUGGGCUCAGGAGAGGCAGCCCCUGCCCAAAAGGAUGGCAUCUUCAAGGUCAUGCUAGUAGGGGAGAGUGGAGUAGGCAAAAGCACCCUUGCAGGCACUUUCGGUGGUCUCCAGGGAGACAGUGCUCAUGAGCCGGAGAAUGCAGAGGACACCUAUGAAAGACGAAUCAUGGUGGAUAAGGAGGAAGUAACUUUAGUUGUUUAUGACAUCUGGGAACAGGGAGAUGCUGGGGGGUGGCUGCGGGACCACUGCCUUCAGACAGGGGACGCCUUUCUCAUCGUCUUCUCAGUCACGGAUAGACGAAGCUUCUCCAAAGUUCCAGAGACCUUACUUCGGCUCCGAGCUGGGAGGCCCCAUCACGACCUACCUGUCAUCCUGGUUGGAAACAAGAGUGACCUGGCCCGCUCCCGGGAGGUAUCCCUGGAGGAGGGGCGCCACCUGGCCGGAACGCUGAGCUGCAAGCACAUCGAGACGUCGGCAGCGCUUCACCAUAACACGCGGGAGCUCUUCGAGGGCGCCGUACGCCAGAUCCGGCUGCGGAGGGGCCGCGGUCGCACUGGAGGCCAGCGGCACGAGUCUGGCAGCCCUGAAGGCCCCGCGCCGUCUGCGCGCCGCGAGAGCCUCACCAAGAAGGCCAAGCGUUUCCUGGCCAACCUAGUGCCGCGCAACGCUAAGUUCUUCAAGCAGCGGUCCAGGUCAUGUCACGACCUUUCUGUGCUCUGAGCCAAGGUCUCCACAGCCGCUGCGGUCGCCAUGGCCACGGCGCCCUCCGCUCGCCCCGCCCCCGUCCGGCUUCCUAUGUGGAAGCCGUCUAGGAAACCAAAAAUUCCCAGGAUUCCCUGGUGUGACCACGGGGGAAGGGCCGAUGGGCGUCAUCUCCACCCAGCUGGGGUACCGUGCGUUCGCGGGGCAGCUCGCCUUCUAGCGCCGGACGCAGACCUCGAGCCGCAGGACUCUCCCGCAACGGCCGCGGGCGGGGCUUGUUUGGGAGGGUCAAGAAAGAAAACAGUCCUGCAAGGUAUUUUGCUUUUAUUAAGUCGCGCGUGGCCACCUCUUCUGUAGAGAUUCUAGACAAGAGAACUGGAAAAGUGUUUUGUAGACUCCUAGACGGAGUUGACCUCCUUUGUAUGCUGAACAUGCUUCACCUUUAAGAGUCUUAAAGACUGGAAGAGGCCCUUUUCUAGAGACUUCCGAAAAAAAUGUUCUGGCUUUUAUCUGCUAUACUGGUGCACAUUGCCCUUAAGAAGUUCUUAAAGGCAAGGGCCUGGAAGUGCUAUUCUCGAUAGUUGAUUGGGUGAUUUACCAUUGCCACCGAGGCACUUCACCUUUAAGAUUCUUAAAGGUAAAGUGAGGACAGAUUUUCUUCUGCCUUCAGAUCCCAGAAUGAAGAGGAGGCACUAGAAAAAGGCCACCCUUUCCCUUUUCAAUAAAGGAAUUUUGUAUUGCAUCCGUUUACCUUGCUUUCUGUUCUUGGAGCCUCCAGGGAAGGGAUGAAUGUGGAUGGAAACUGCUGUCACGGACAAAAAUCAAGGAAGUGCAGCCCGUAAUUCCAGCCCCCAGGAG